AUGUCAGUUUAUGAUGCUGCAUUUGUGAACACGGAGCUCUCUAAACCCACUUCGAUUUUCGGCCUUCGUCUUUGGGUUGUUAUCGGAAUAUUUGUUGGAGCUCUAAUAGUUCUUGCACUGUUUCUUCUUUCGCUUUGCCUCACUUCUCGCAAGCGGAACCGCCAUAAGAAUCAAAUCGGUUUCCCUAAGUCCACUACUCCCCAUUCUCCUCCUGCCGUUUCGAAAGAGAUCCAGGAGAUUGUACACCAUGCCGUGCCGGAUCAUCACCACCAUGUUCAGCCGGAAAUUCAUGUCGAGAUCGGGAAAUUGGAGCAUCGAGUUGUUUUUUCUGAUAGACCUUCUAGUGGUGAGAGUAGAGGUACUGUGAGUGAAACUGCUUCUUUUGGAUCUGGUACUGUUGGGCCUGAGGUUUCACACCUCGGUUGGGGAAGAUGGUAUACUCUGAGAGAGCUUGAGGCGGCUACUAAUGGCUUGUGUGAAGAGAAUGUGAUUGGAGAAGGUGGAUAUGGGAUCGUGUAUUUAGGCAUUUUAGGAGAUGGUACCAGAAUUGCUAUCAAGAAUCUCUUGAAUAACAGGGGUCAAGCUGAAAGGGAAUUCAAAGUGGAAGUGGAAGCAAUUGGGCGGGUAAGACACAAGAAUCUUGUCAGGUUACUGGGAUAUUGCGUUGAGGGUGCAUAUAGAAUGCUUGUUUAUGAGUACGUUAACAAUGGCAAUUUAGACCAAUGGCUUCAUGGCGAUGUUGGGGAUGUGAGCCCUUUGACGUGGGAGAUUCGUGUUAACAUCAUACUUGGAACAGCAAAGGGAUUAGCUUAUCUUCAUGAGGGUCUUGAACCAAAGGUUGUGCACCGUGAUGUAAAAUCAAGCAAUAUACUGCUUGAUCGUCAGUGGAAUGCUAAAGUAUCUGAUUUUGGGCUGGCCAAGCUUCUCUGUUCUGAAAGAAGUUAUGUGACAACUCGUGUAAUGGGCACAUUUGGCUAUGUUGCACCUGAGUACGCCUGCACUGGAAUGUUGAAUGAAAAGAGUGAUGUUUAUAGCUUUGGAAUUCUGAUUAUGGAGAUAAUUUCUGGGCGGAGCCCUGUUGAUUACAGUAGACCUCAAGGAGAGGUAAAUUUGGUGGAUUGGUUGAAAGCUAUGGUUGGAGACAGAAAAUCUGAGGAGGUGGUUGAUCCGAAGUUACGUGAGAAGCCACCUUCCAAAGGUCUCAAACGCGUUUUGCUGGUUGCUCUUCGUUGUGUCGACCCGGAUGCCACAAAGAGGCCGAAAAUGGGACAUGUCAUCCACAUGCUUGAGGCAGAUAAUUUGUUAUCUCAUGAUGAACACCGGGUUGGCAAGGAUUCUACUCAUUCAAUUGAAGGCCAUCAACAUGAGAACCGAGCCGUUUCAAGACGAGUUAACAAUCAGAAAGAUGAAGGAGCAUCUUCUAAUAUAAGUGAAGGUGACAGUGAUGGAAACAUUCACCAUCAAAGUAGGUGGAGAUAAUAACGUACCACACUGGCAUGAUUACGUUACAUGACUAACAUUGCAAGUUUCUCCGAGAUUGGGAGCCGAAUCAACAAUUAUAGUGUUUGUUUUAUAGAUUUUUUUUUUUGCUCUUUAGGUGCCAUCUCAUCUCCAUAUAGAUGGUUGCUUUUCUAAUUUUCAAAUAAAUUAGCCUCAUUCUUACAGAAGCCGUAAGAACCACAACAUAUCCGAUCUUGUUAGCUGUGCAGUGUCUCCUCAACUUCCUUAAAAUGCUAGCUGCUAUCCGUCUUGAUAUUGACAUAACAAAAUCAUUGUCUAUAAGUACCUUUUAGGGUAGGACACCUAGUUUCUAUUUGGUAAAGAUAGCUCCUGUGUCAUUGUACAUCUAGAAUUAUGCCCUUUUAUCGCCGAGAGCGCCUGCUCUGUCAAUUGUUUGGUCUAGCACCUAACCAGCUUUGUUGAUGGAAUUGGUUGAAACUGCCCAUGAGAUUGUGAAGCGUAGAAUUGUAUGCGUCUGAUGUGUGGUCCCUGUGACCAGCAAGUUUGGUAGAGACUUUUCCUACUGCAACCUCUUCUUCAUGUGCUCUUUUGCUCUGUUCUGGCUGGACCAGUAAGGCUACGAUGUGGACUAGAACUGAGGCAUUCACCAUCGAAACCAUGACAGGAUUUUGUCUGAUCCUCACAUUAGGCUGCCCGAUGUUUCAUCCUAAGCUGGCUGUAGAUGUUUCCGAAGGGAUUAGAUCAAUCCCUUGGUUUAUCUGCAACCAUACAUUGUCUUUUCAAGCACUCUCUAUCAAACUCAAAGCCUUUGAGAGCUCCUUCAAAAACCCCCUUAUCCUAUGCUUGCUUUUGGAGUAAGUUUCAAAGGGCUUUUGUAACUUUAUGGAGUUGGGCCAUUUCUUUAACAUAAGUUUGAAAAAUUUUCAUCUUUGUAUUUAUUUAUUUAUUUAUUUUUACAAUGUUGUCAGUCACAUUUAUAAAGAACGUUUGAACGACUUUAUGGCUGCUAGCUCUGUAUCCAUCCAUUUGCAGAGUGGGGCCAAGUGUUAUGCGCAUCAAAGUUAAGCAAAUUUGCUUGUAGUAGUUCCUAAUAAAGGAGCUUUGCCAUUUAUUGAGGAUAUCUUGUUCAUAAUUAUCAAUGUAUUUGAAAGCGUCUUGUUUGUUUUUUCCUACAUAAACUAUACUUUCCAUAUAUA
This is a messenger RNA of Cucumis sativus (cucumber), 2657 nucleotides long. RefSeq names its product probable serine/threonine-protein kinase At1g01540. Gene Ontology annotation, molecular function: protein kinase activity; ATP binding. NCBI's taxonomy places the organism in Eukaryota, Viridiplantae, Streptophyta, Magnoliopsida, Cucurbitales, Cucurbitaceae. Gene Ontology annotation, biological process: protein phosphorylation. The transcript has 7 exons. The coding region runs from base 1 to 1479 and encodes 492 amino acids. The record is from RefSeq and is a predicted model, not a curated record.